Messenger RNA from Larimichthys crocea (large yellow croaker), 1825 nucleotides. Its product is annotated as prostaglandin E2 receptor EP2 subtype. Gene Ontology annotation, cellular component: plasma membrane. NCBI's taxonomy places the organism in Eukaryota, Metazoa, Chordata, Actinopteri, Sciaenidae. The record is from RefSeq and is a predicted model, not a curated record. Gene Ontology annotation, biological process: inflammatory response; positive regulation of cytosolic calcium ion concentration; cellular response to prostaglandin E stimulus. The transcript is spliced from 2 exons. Gene Ontology annotation, molecular function: prostaglandin E receptor activity. The coding region runs from base 561 to 1637 and encodes 358 amino acids.
GUGUAUACAAUAGAAGUUCAAAAUACAGAAGCUAUGUUUGUUUAUAUAGUAAGAAAUGAAACAUAAAAAUAUUGGUUGUGUUCAUUUAAAACAAGAUACCAAUGAACACCUGAAAUAUUAGUACAGAAACAUAGAAAAUGAAAGGGUUAUAUAGCGCAAAGGCUUCUUGUAUUUAAAGAUGGAUCCAUUGUCAUUAUCAAAAACCAGGAUUUAACCAGCAUGCACCUUGACACUGCCAUGUAACCUUUGACCUGUUGGACUGCAGAAGGAAUGACUUUUGAAGUGUAAGAUGAGGAGGAGGAGUUUUAUGAUUUCAUAAACUCUGGAGAUAUGUGCGUUUUUCUUUGCCUUUGGCAUCUGUAACACUGACGCUGCCUGAGGGGACUCAAGAGCACUACUUGUGUGUGUGCGUGCGCGUACACUUCCCUUGAGGCCGAACAGAUCGGAUGACGUGCGGCGCGCAGACCCAAACUCUGUGGUGGGAACAUGUUGCGCGCUGUCAGACGGCUGAAUUUUGACUAGCACUGAGUCUGACAGGCGUCGCUUCCGGUGUACUUCUAAUGGCAGAUCACAAAUGCAAUAACCUUUCCGACCUGGACAUGGACGACGGACGACCACGACCCCAUACUUCUGCGGUGAUGUUCUCGGCCGCUGUCGUGGGCAACAUUGUGGCACUGGUCCUGCUGGAAGUCCGACGCAGGACGACAAGUCCAUCCUUGUACCACGUACUAGCGACUGCGCUCCUCAUGACGGACUUGCUUGGCAACAUCGCUGUCAGUCCUGUUGUACUAACAGCUUAUGCCCAGGGGAAGACUCUGGUGGGGAUGAGUUCAGGCGGGGAGUUGUGCGCUUACUUUGGGUUCAGCAUGACCUUCCUGUGCCUCUGCACGCUGGCGCUCUUGUGGUUAUUGGCUGUCGAACGCUACGUCUCCAUCGGUCACCCUUACUUUUACGAGAGGCACCUGAGCAAACGCUGUGGUUACAUCACUAUUUCUGUCGUCUACCUGAGCAGCGUCAUUUUUAGCCUCUCUGGUUUUGGUCAGUACGUGCAGUACUGCCCGGGCACCUGGUGCUUCCUGAAGAUGAGCCACGCCGAAGGAAAUUAUACAGUUUACAUCGGAUUUUACGCAUCCUUCAUCCUCAUCCUAACCUCCAGCACGGUCGUAUGUAACAUGUGUGUCAUUUUCCACUUGGUAGUGAUGCACAGGAGGCACAAAAAGCUCCGGGGAAGGGCUUUUGCGCGCUCGCAGUACCGCAGAUCUCUGUCCAUGACGGAGGAAGUGGAGCACCUCCUGCCGCUGGCUGUCAUCACUGUGGUGUUCAUCUGCUGCACUUUCCCUAUAGUGCUCCAAGUGUACAUAAACAUCACAGGCAGCUCUAAAGAAGAUGAUACAUCUGACCUCAAAGCUCUCCGUUUACUUUCAUUCCAUUCCAUCAUCAACCCCUGGGUCUUCAUCAUCCUCCGCCCUUCUGUUCUGAAAAUUAUCUGGAGGAAGUUGCGCAAACGACAGUGUAGAGUCAUCUGGGGAAAGACUGUCAGUACUAACCACAAAAAGACUGAGGAAGGCCAUGUUGUGCAAGAUGACAAUGGACAUAGUCGUAGAGAAGUUGCACAAAACAAGACAUCUCAGGUCUGACUGAAAAGAGAUGCAAAUGCCAAGUGUUAUGGGUGGUAGGUGCCAGUCUAUCUCAACACUGUGGUGGCCAGGGUUGAAGAGACCUGUUGCUGCCUUCCUAGACAUAAUAGAUAGCUGGCUGUUGAUGUUCCAUUCUGCGUUAACAGACAUCUGUGUCAGACUAGAAUAUGUUGACAGUAAUUAUUUUU